This is a messenger RNA of Trichophyton rubrum CBS 118892, 753 nucleotides long. RefSeq lists its product as uncharacterized. Bases 1 to 753 code for a protein of 250 amino acids. The record is from RefSeq and is a predicted model, not a curated record. Gene Ontology annotation, biological process: cytokinin biosynthetic process. Gene Ontology annotation, cellular component: cytosol. The transcript is spliced from 2 exons. NCBI's taxonomy places the organism in Eukaryota, Fungi, Ascomycota, Eurotiomycetes, Onygenales, Arthrodermataceae. Gene Ontology annotation, molecular function: hydrolase activity, hydrolyzing N-glycosyl compounds.
AUGUCUGCGGCUUCGAACCAACCACGACCUGUCGUCUGUGUCUUUUGCGGUUCUGCUGCUGGAAAGUCCCCCGCCCACAUCGAGGCUGCCCGCUCCCUCGCCCAGCUAUUCCACAGGGAAGGAGUCAAACUCGUCUAUGGAGGAGGCACGGCUGGCCUUAUGGGCGAAGUUGCUCGGACGUUGGUCUCACUUUCAGGGCCGGAAUCAGUUCAUGGCAUUAUCCCGUCGGCUCUCGUAAAGAUUGAGAAUGGCCACCAGACCCCACUGGCUACUACUGACAAGCGUGCUGGCAAGCUGCCAGAGAGGACUGAAUCUACGAAUGUCAACACUGCGGAGUCUGGAGGGAUGAGCAGCUUUGUAAAUCCGGAAUAUGGCAUGACUACCAUCGUACCGGACAUGCAUACCCGCAAGCGUAUGAUGGCCGGCGAAGUCAUCUCUGGUGGUCCCGGAAGCGGGUUCCUGGUGUUGCCUGGAGGAUUUGGCACGAUCGAGGAGGCCAUGGAGAUGACUACAUGGAAUCAACUGGGCAUCCACGAUAAGGGGAUAGUUCUCCUGAACAUCGAUAACUACUGGGAUGGUGUUCUUGCGUGGGUUGACAAGAGCGUCGAGCAGGGUUUUGUGAGCACUGUGAAUAAGGAGAUAUUGGUGGAAUGUAAGGAUGUAGAGCAUGCUCUUGAUGCGCUGAGGAAUUACAAACUAAGCCAGGGCCGUUUUGGGCUAACCUGGGAGGUGGAAUUCGGAAAGGAUAAGUGA